UUUUCUUUGUCAGUGUGCAAAUUCCCAAAGAAGCAACAUGGCUCAAAGCUCUUGUAACAAUGGCGGAACUGAUCAGGUUUUGGUGGAGGAGAGAACAAAUGUUAGAACAUUUAUAUUAAAUAGGCCUAACCAGUUGAAUGCACUUUCUUAUCAAAUGUUAUCUCAACUGUUGGAACUUCUUCAUGCCAGUAAAACAAAUUCAAAGGUGAAGAUUAUAAUAUUGAAGGGAAAUGGAAGGGCUUUUUGUGCUGGUGGUGAUGUUACAUCUAUUGUUCAUAAUAUUCACCAGAAGGGUAACUGGAAACCGGGCGCUGAUUAUGUCCGUGAACAAUACACCCUUAACUAUGUGAUGGCAACAUAUAGUAAACCCCAGGUUUCCAUCCUUAAUGGAAUAGUGAUGGGAGGUGGACUUGGUGUUUCUGUACAUGGUAGAUUUCAAGUUGCAACAGAGAAGACGGUUUGUGCUAUGCCUGAAGCAGCUUUGGGAGUCUUUCCUGAUGUAGGUGCAUCUUACUUUUAUUCGAGGCUUCCAGGAUUCUUCGGAAAUUCCACUUGGGAAUAUGCUGGUCUUACUGGUGCUAGGUUCGAUGGUGCUGAAAUGCUUGCUUGUGGUCUAGCAACUCAUUUUGUACCCUCGGAUAGAUUGCCAUUUUUAGAACAAGAAUUAGUUAAAGUCAAUACAAGUGAUCCAGAUGUUAUUUCUGCCAUCAUUACUCACUUCUCUAACAUACCGAAGUUGAAAGCAGAAAGUCCUUAUAACAAGAUGAAGAUUAUUGAUCGCUGUUUCUCUCGAAGAACAGUCGAAGAAAUCAUAUCUUCUCUUGAAAAUGAGGCUUUGAACAACAAGGAUGACUGGAUCGCCUCAACCAUCCAAUCGAUGAAGAAAGCAUCCCCGAUAAGUCUUAAAAUUACAUUGAGAUCAAGACGAGAAGGGAGGCUGCAAGAUGUUGGUAGUUGCCUUAUUCGAGAGUAUAGAAUGGUUUGUCAUGUGUUUAGGGGAGAAUUCAGCAAGGAUUUUUUCGAGGUAGAAUCUUUCAGCCACCCAUUUUACUGCAUUACAAAACUCAUGACAACUUGAGUUUUACUGCAGGGAUGCAGAGCCAUACUCAUUGACAAGGACAGAAAUCCCAAGUGGGAGCUCUCCAAACUGGAACAAAUUAGCGAUGAUGAUGUUGAUGGUUACUUCUCCAAGAUAGAAGAUGAAGAUUGGGAAGACUUAAAGCUGCCUCCA
This is a messenger RNA of Solanum stenotomum, 1231 nucleotides long. Its product is annotated as 3-hydroxyisobutyryl-CoA hydrolase 1-like. The record is from RefSeq and is a predicted model, not a curated record. Gene Ontology annotation, biological process: L-valine catabolic process. Bases 38 to 1078 code for a protein of 346 amino acids. Gene Ontology annotation, molecular function: 3-hydroxyisobutyryl-CoA hydrolase activity. Lineage: Eukaryota; Viridiplantae; Streptophyta; Magnoliopsida; Solanales; Solanaceae. The transcript has 13 exons.